Pipistrellus nathusii (Nathusius's pipistrelle) is the source of this 1383-nucleotide messenger RNA. The record is from the annotation of a GenBank genome assembly. Lineage: Eukaryota; Metazoa; Chordata; Mammalia; Chiroptera; Vespertilionidae.
AUGCACUCACCUCCUAGAGACCAGGCUGCCAUCAUGCUCUGGAAGCUCGUGGAGAAUGUCAAGUACGAAGAUAUCUAUGAGGACCGGCACGAUGGCGUCCCGAGCCACAGCUCCCGGCUCUCCCAGCUGGGCUCGGUGUCCCAAGGACCGUACUCGAGCGCCCCGCCGCUGUCCCACACCCCGUCGUCCGACUUCCAGCCGCCCUACUUCCCGCCCCCCUACCAGCCGCUCCCCUACCACCAGAGCCAGGACCCCUACUCCCACGUCAACGACCCCUACUCCCUGAACCCCCUGCACCAGCCCCAGCAGCACCCCUGGGGCCAGCGGCAGCGCCAGGACGUGGGCUCAGAAGCCGGCUCCCUCCUGCCCCAGCCCCGGGCCGCCCUGCCCCAGCUCUCGGGCCUCGACCCCCGGAGGGACUACCACUCAGUCCGCCGGCCCGACGUGCUGCUGCACUCGGCGCACCACGGCCUGGACGCGGGCAUGGGCGACAGCCUCUCGCUGCACGGCCUCGGCCACCCCGGGAUGGAAGACGUCCAGUCAGUUGAAGAUGCCAAUAACAGCGGCAUGAAUCUAUUGGACCAGUCUGUCAUAAAAAAAGUUCCGGUUCCUCCCAAAUCUGUGACUUCUCUGAUGAUGAAUAAAGAUGGCUUCCUGGGAGGCAUGUCCGUCAACACGGGCGAGGUGUUUUGCUCGGUCCCCGGCCGCUUGUCUCUGCUCAGUUCCACUUCCAAGUACAAAGUCACAGUGGGGGAGGUCCAGAGACGGCUCUCGCCCCCCGAAUGCCUCAACGCGUCUCUCCUCGGCGGCGUCCUCAGAAGAGCCAAAUCGAAAAAUGGGGGGAGAUCUUUGCGGGAAAGGCUAGAAAAAAUCGGUUUGAAUUUACCCGCGGGCAGGCGCAAAGCAGCAAAUGUCACGUUACUCACCUCCCUGGUGGAAGGGGAAGCUGUCCAUUUAGCUCGGGACUUUGGCUACAUCUGCGAAACAGAGUUUCCCGCCAAAGCUGUUUCUGAGUAUUUGAACCGGCAGCACACGGACCCCAGCGACCUGCACUCUCGAAAGAAUAUGCUGCUGGCCACCAAGCAACUUUGUAAAGAAUUUACAGAUCUGCUGGCGCAGGACCGGACGCCGAUUGGGAACAGCCGGCCCAGCCCCAUCCUGGAGCCGGGCAUCCAGAGCUGCCUCACGCACUUCAGCCUCAUCACGCACGGCUUCGGCGCCCCGGCCAUUUGCGCGGCGCUCACGGCCCUGCAGAACUAUCUCACCGAGGCGCUCAAAGGCAUGGACAAGAUGUUCUUGAACAACACCGCCACUAACAGGCACACGUCUGGGGAAGGCCCAGGUAGUAAAACUGGCGACAAGGAGGAGAAACACAGGAAAUGA